AGUAGGUGCGCAUUCUCCACCCCGUUGCUUUCGCUUCCUCAUAGCGAGGUCAUAUAAAUCAAACAGCUCUGUGUAGUUGUCUCCUGUAGGCGGUAUCCACGCCAAAGACAGGCUGUAAUUAGAGACCGAGGAACCUGCCGUAAGGUAUUUAAUUGAAGACAUUCUGCCCAUCAAGUGAUCCGACUCACCAGGUCCUAUCAUGUGUGAUCCCAGACAAGAUGGCAAUUGGGAGACAGACCAUGCAGCUGAUUUUUCCCUGAUGAACAGUCGCCUGGACUCGUUCCGUGGCUCCAGCCUGGCCCAGCAGGUGCCAGCAGAAAGAUUGGCCCGGGCCGGCUUCUACUUCACCGGCCAUGCCGACCGUGUCUGCUGUUUCAGCUGUCAGAAGACUGUGGAAAACUGGUGCAGAGGAGACACACCUGUAGAGAGGCAUAAAGAGGUUUCCCCAUCGUGCAAAUUUCUCAGCUGUACUCACCGCACCAGCUUUAACCCAAGUUCUGAUACCCCACUGACUAAUGGCUCCGUCUACAGUGAAGAAGCAGAGGACCUGGAGUAUCGUUUGAGAACAGGAGAGGUGGUUGAUGAGUCCACCUACCCUAUGGUUCCUCACAUGAGGAGAGAGGAGUCCCGGCUUCAGACCUUCUCCUCUUGGCCAUCCACUGCACCUGUUAGACCCCAGGAUCUGGCCGAAGCUGGCCUCUACUACUUUGGGGAGAGUGACCGGGUGCAGUGUUUCUGCUGUGGUGGCAUGCUGGGUGGCUGGGAAGCAGGGGACACUGCCUGGGGAGAACAUACCAAACAUUUUCCCUACUGCUUCUUCAUCCUGGGGCACGAUGUGGGCAACGUCCCGUUCCAGGGCAGUACAGAGGAGGAGGGCAGCAGUAGACGACAUGGAAACACUCAAAUCCCUAUGGGCACUUUUGAGGAGAGGCUCGGUAGUUUUGCAGGUGUCCAGCAUCCUAUUGAUCAUGACAGACUUGCCAGAGCUGGCUUCUACAGCACAGGGACUGGAGACAAGGUGCUGUGUUUCCGCUGUGGUGGAGGUUUGAAAGGCUGGCAGCCUGAGGAAGACCCUUGGGAGGAACAUGCCAAAUACUACCCUGGAUGCAGCUUCCUGUUGGCGGAAAAAGGACAAGAAUUUGUCAACAGCAUCCAGCUGCAAGACCCACGACAAAAUAGAGCUGCUUCAAGUCAUCAGAAUGGAUUUUCAGGAGAAAUUGAUGAGGUACUGCGGUCUGCCCUGGCUCAGAAGGCCUUAGGAAUGGGUUUAAAACCCUGUGUGGUGGAAAAGACCAUCAAGGAGAAGAUCAGUAGAACAGGCUCAGGCUACUCCAGCCUGGAGGCACUUGUUGAAGAUUGCCUCAAGAACACACCAGAGAGUGAUACUGCUAGGACAGAGGAGCAAGAUGAGGAUCCGCUGGAGAAAUUAAUGAGACUGCAGAGGGAAAAGCAGUGUAAAAUAUGUAUGGACAGAGAAAUUUGUAUUGUCUUCAUACCAUGUGGUCAUCUGGUCACUUGUGUCGAGUGUUCAAAGUCGCUUGUCAAGUGUCCAAUCUGCUGUGGUGCCAUAUCACAGAAGCUCAAGACCUAUAUCUCUUAAGGGAAUCACAUACUCCAGCUCAACUUCAAUGCUGCUGCUUUCUCACUAUCUUUUAUAAUAUUGUGUUUUAAUAAUAAAUGUAGAUAGUCUGUAAUAUAUUUAAUGACCAUUUUGUCUGUAUGAGAAUGACUAGUAAAGAAGAAAACAAUAUUUUGACAAUCAAGAGAUGGUAAAUAGGUGUUAAUAUUGAUCUGAGAUUAUAAAUAGUCAAUGUUGAUUUUGAUUGAAUACUGACAUUUGUAAAUAUACACUAAAAUACUAUUCUAAUUUGAAAACUGUUCUUGCCAGAGGUGCCUUUCUCUAGCUUUAUGUAUUCAUGUUUUGUUUUGUUGUUUUAUUUUGGACACAGUUAAACUGGAUAUUGGAUGUAAUAUCACUUUCAUUUCAAUAUUAUACACUUAUGUGCCCUGCUCAUUUAUUUUGUCCAAUGUACUUUAUGUUUUAGACUCGAUUUUUGUGUAGACAUCUAUAAGGGCAGAUUAGUAAAUUCACCAAGAUUUUACUUUGUAAUUGGCAAAAUCAACUUUAGUUUGGAGCCUGCAAUUAAUCAGUGUGGUGUGAAAUUAUUUUACCAUUCCAUCAUGCAAUCUCCUGUCAUCAAGAGUGAAUAAAUUACAAUAUUUGGAGUUGA
Lates calcarifer (barramundi perch) is the source of this 2231-nucleotide messenger RNA. RefSeq names its product X-linked inhibitor of apoptosis (gene xiap). Gene Ontology annotation, biological process: negative regulation of apoptotic process; regulation of cell cycle; positive regulation of protein ubiquitination. Gene Ontology annotation, cellular component: cytoplasm; nucleus. The transcript has 8 exons. NCBI's taxonomy places the organism in Eukaryota, Metazoa, Chordata, Actinopteri, Centropomidae. The record is from RefSeq and is a predicted model, not a curated record. Gene Ontology annotation, molecular function: cysteine-type endopeptidase inhibitor activity involved in apoptotic process; ubiquitin protein ligase activity. The coding region runs from base 200 to 1600 and encodes 466 amino acids.